Hyla sarda is the source of this 4509-nucleotide messenger RNA. Its product is annotated as opsin-5-like. Lineage: Eukaryota; Metazoa; Chordata; Amphibia; Anura; Hylidae. Gene Ontology annotation, biological process: visual perception; G protein-coupled receptor signaling pathway. Gene Ontology annotation, cellular component: membrane. The coding region runs from base 1131 to 2465 and encodes 444 amino acids. The record is from RefSeq and is a predicted model, not a curated record. The transcript is spliced from 11 exons. Gene Ontology annotation, molecular function: G protein-coupled receptor activity.
AGAUAAAGGUUUUACCUGUGUAAGCUGUACCUGGAAAUCCUCAUCAAUGUGUGUGGAUCCGCCCCAUCUGUUUACAUGGUUUGGAUAUUUCACUGUUUGGGUGGAACUGCAAGCCCACUCUCCAAGUCAAGGCCACCUGAUAAGUGGGUCCCUAAACGAACACUGGUAUAGCACUGGGCAGUAACCACCACCAAACCAAGCCCACAGGAGGAAAGAGCCGCCCCACUGCCCUCCCACCAUGCUAUGGGAGGGGGUGUGAUGGCAGCUGUAUAAGCAGCUAGGCAGAACAGAAGUUAGCAGUGUUGUAAAUACCUAGUUCCUCUAGGGGGAGACAGAGGCCCAGCAAAGAAGAUCUGACAAACCUGUGAUGCCAGAAUUUGCCGCAUCUGCAGUGACCGUCCCCGAAACCACACCGGACAGGUGAAGGGUGUAUGUAACACACAGCUGGAGCAUAUGAUCUUUUGAUCAUAAACAUAAUGAAAUAAGAAACACGAGAGGUACGUUACCCACUGUCCUUCAAUGCAGACCAAGCCGGCCAAUCUGUCUCCUAUACCCAAGGUGACCAACAAGGUCACAAAUAUAUGGAUCCACACAGAUGUAAAAAUAGAAAUGGCAGGGAAUCCUGCUGAGAGUGAUUGCCCCCAUCUGAAGAGGACGAGAAGACCCUGAGCUGCCAGAAUCGGAGUUGGCUGAUGGAUGUGGGCUCCACCUUGAUGUAAAAGAUGUUCUGCAGCAGCCAGUGAGCACAGUGUCCUCCCCCUGUCUCCUGGAUGAGCAGCUGACGGUGUCAUCUUGGAAAAGUCAGUCAGCCGUGCAGAUGGCAAUUGUCCCUUUUCUUCAGGAGAGGAGAGGAGGCUGCUGGAGGAAGCUCCUAGUCCUGAUCCUGCUCUGAUUCUGCUGCAAUCUUUCUAAUGGAGACCAGGAAAUCCAGCUAUCUCCUCUCCCACUGCAGCAUCCCAGCUCCAGGACACAGCAGCUGCUGAGACGCCGAGCCUACAGCGAGACCCCUACCCCUUUCUGCUCAACUUUCACCAUGGAGGCUUAAACUUUUAAGACUGCAACUCCCAAGACCCUGGCGCCUCUGUGUGAGAAGCUCCUUCCUUGUUAGGCCAGGUUCACAUGUUCAGAAGAUGUGUAGAAAGUCCAAUCUGGCAGGCGCUAGGACCGCUCAGAUGGGAAAUGGAUCUGAUGCAUCAGAAUUUCAUUCUUCAAUAUCAAAAACCAGCGAUAUCGUCCUGGGAGUUGUGUACUCUCUUUUCGGACUCUUCUCCAUCUCUGGGAACUCCAUGCUGCUGUUGGUGGCUUAUCGGAAACGCUCCAUACUUAAACCAGCUGAAUUCUUCAUCAUAAAUCUGGCGGUCAGUGACCUGGGAAUGACGGGGACGCUCUUCCCUCUGGCUAUCCCCUCUCUGUUUGCUCACAGGUGGCUCUUUGACUGGUUGACCUGUAAAUAUUAUGCGUUUUGUGGCGUCUUGUUCGGUCUCUGCAGUCUGACCAACCUGACCGUUUUGAGCUCCGUCUGCUGUAUGAAGGUCUGUUACCCGCUGUACGGUAAUAAAUAUUCUUUCUCCCACUCCCGUAUCUUGCUGCUCUGUGUCUGGGCUUACGCCUUCGUGUUUGCUACCGCACCCCUGGUGGAUUGGGGAAGUUACGGUCCUGAGCCGUAUGGAACUGCCUGCUGUAUAGACUGGAAGGCGGCCAACCAGGAGCACAGAACCAUCUCCUACAUCGUGUCCCUCUUUGUGUUCUGCUACAUCAUCCCCUCUACAUUAAUCCUUAUCUCCUACACACUCAUUCUGCUUACAGUGAAAGGGGCAAGAAAGGCUGUGCAGCAGCACCUGUCCCUGCAGAACAAAGGAAGCGUCAUCCACACUCUUUUAAUUAAGCUCAGUGUUGCGGUCUGCAUUGGUUUCUUCUUGGCUUGGACACCGUAUGCUGUGGUUGCAAUGUUGGCAGCCUUUGGUGAUGCUAACGAUGUGCCACCUAUAGUCUUUGCCUUGGCAGCUAUGUUUGCCAAGUCCUCUACUCUCUACAACCCUGUGGUGUAUUUGCUACUGAAGCCGAACUUCCUGAAUGUUAUAACCAAAGACUUGUCUGUGUUUCAGGCGGUCUGCGCGGUGGGGUGCUGCCGAUGCAGGAAGCAGGGCACAAGAGUGCAGUGCCUGCAGGAUAAUGCCGGGGUCCAAACCAAGCUCUCUAGCCACUUCAUGGAGAGGCCAUGCACGCGUUCGGACUGUAUGGAUGCUUUUGAGUGUAUAAGUACCUACCCACAAUGCUGUAAUUUGGAUUCUACGGACACCAACCAACCUGUGCACUUCACUCUAGUAAAGAAUCCUGCAGGAAACAUGGAGUCACCAACCUCUGUGCAUCUUGUGGUUUAUUCCUCCAGAGCAAAAUCCAAGACUGAGGCUAUUGAGGUCUCAGCUGGGGCCAUACAGCCAGACUGCAUUAAAGACUUCCUCUGAUUUGUUAUCGUCAUGUGUGGUGGGUUUUCAUGAUCCCUGUUGUAUUCUGCUGUUACAUUAUUAAAGAAAAAGUCAGGGGUUGGUUUGUGGCUGACGUGUCCCAGAGAGGCUCAAGUCCUCUUUAACAAUCCCUAGCAUAAUUCUGGAAUCCCCACAGUUAUAUACUGCUCAAAAAAAUAAAGGGGACACUUAAACAACACAAUGUAACUCCUUGUCAAUGACACUUCUGUGAAAUCACACUGUCCACUCAGGAAGCAACACUGAUUGACAACCAAGUUCUGCAGGUGGUGACCACAGACCACUUCUCAGUUUCUAUGCUUCCUGCCUGAUGUUUUGGUGACUUUUGAAUGCUGGCAGUGCUUUCUCUCUAGUGGUAGCAUGAGACGGAGUCUACAACCCACAAAAGUGGCUCAGGUAGCGCAGCUCAUCCAGGAUGGCUCAUCAAUGCAAGCUGUGGCAAGAAUGUUUGCUGUGUCUGUCAGUGUAGUGUCCAGCGCAUGGAGUCGCUACCAGGAGACGGGCCAGUACAUCAGGAGAUGUGUAGGAGGCCGUAGGAGGGCAACAAUCCAGCAGUAGGACUGCUACCUCCGCCUUCAUACAAGGAGGAGCACUGCCAGAGCCCUGCAAAAUGACCUCCAGCAAGCCACAGGUGUGCAUGUGUCCACCCAAAUGGUCAGAAACAGACUCCAUGAGGGUGGUAUGAGGGCCCGACAUCCACAGGUGAGGGUUGUGCUUACAGCCCAACACUGUGCAGGACAUGUGGCAUUUGCCAGAGAACACAAAGAUUGCCAAAUUCACCACUGGCGCCCUGUGCUCUUCACAGAUGAAAGCAGGUUCACACUGAGCACAUGUGACAGACAUGCCGUGGAGAAAGUUCUGCUGCUUGCAACAUCCUCCAGCAUGACCGGUUUGGUGGGGGGUCAGUAAUGGUGUGUGGCGGCAUUUCUUUGAGGGGCUGCACAGCCCUCCAUAUGCUUGCCAGUGGUAGCCUGACUGCCAUUAAGUACAGAGAUGAGAUCCUGAGACCUCUUGUGAGACCAUAUGCUGGUGCGGUUGGCCCUGGGUUCCUCCUAAUGCAAGACAAUGCUAGACCUCAUGUGGCUGGAGUGUGUCAGCAGUUCCUGCAAGAGGAAGGCAUUGAUGCUAUGGACUGGCCCACCCGUUCCCCAGACCUGAAUCCGAUUGAACACAUAUGGGACAUCAUGUCUCGCUCCAUCCACCAACGCCACGUUGCACCACAGACUGUCCAGGAGUUGGCGGAUGCUUUAGUCCAGGUCUGGGAGGACAUCCUUCAGGAGACCAUCCACCACCUCAUCAGGAGCAUAUCCAGGCAUUGUAGGGAGGUCAUACACACUACUGAGCCUCAUUUUGACUUGUUUUAAGGACAUUACAUGAAGUUGGAUCAGCCCGUAGUGUGGUUUUCCACUUUGAUUUUGAGUGUGACUCCAUAUUCAGACCUCUAUGGGUUGAUAAAUUUGAUUUCCAUUGAUAAUUUUUGUGUGAUUUUGUUGUCAGCACAUUCAACUAUGUAAAGACAAAAGUAUUUCAUAAGAUUAGUUUAUUCAUUCAGAUCUAGGAUGUGUUAUCUCAGUGUUCCCUUUAUUUUUUGAGCAGUAUAUUUAACUUAUGACUAGUCAGGGUGCCCUUUCUGUUUGAGGGAGUGCAAAAUUUUAAGGUCAUCAAUGAUCCUAACUCUUCUUACUCAUGUCAUGAAUGGGAGAUACAUAAUCAAUAUCACAUAAAGCACAGGCAUGCAAAGGAAUGUGAAACCUGAUGCAAAAGCUUAAAGGAGUACUAUGGGGAACUGAAGUUAUCAGACACUUAUCCCUUAUGUCUGAUUGUGGGGAGUCCAACUGCAUGGACCCCCCAGGAUCUCCUGUACAGGGCCUCGGCUACUUAUCGAUCCUGGAGGAGCACAAGUGACCGCCUGCUCAGUUAAUCAUCUGACGCAGUGAUGUCCCAGGAUUUACAAACAAAGAAUAAUACCUCCACAGAAGGAUGACAUAUUACCACGCAGUGACUAAAUAAUACUAUCAUACUGUUA